AUGCUGGCUUUGAUCCUUCUGCCGUUUCCCGGCGGCGUGUCGUACGACAGAAGAAAUCUCGAAAACUGCUUCAAGUGGAAAUGGGGAGAGUGCGAACAAUUGGAUGAAGGCGACUGCGGAAACGGAAUCAUACGAGGAGUCAGGUUCGCAAAGCCAGGCCGGGUUUGCUACCCGAUGGUGAGGUACGACACAUGCUUCGUAUCGUGCAGAGUAAAUUAUGGACCCAAUUCUCUGGUCGUAUUCCAUCAUCCAAGUUCGGUGACCCUGAUGAGUGAGACGGUAACGGCCAAGGUCAAGGCACGUUGUGGUAGAGUGAGCCGUAUGUGUCGCAGUUCAGAAUGA
This is a messenger RNA of Soboliphyme baturini, 342 nucleotides long. The record is from the annotation of a GenBank genome assembly. NCBI's taxonomy places the organism in Eukaryota, Metazoa, Nematoda, Enoplea, Dioctophymatida, Soboliphymatidae.